AUGGGUGCUCGUACUCCCUGUGCCGGAUCUCGGGGAGACAGCCCUAGUAACAAAACCCCGCAGAGACGGAAGAGCAGUGUAGAAGUCUUUAUGCUUAUGACGGGUUGGACUGUGAGGUCUAGCUAUGCAGAAAAACAGCAGUUCUCACAAUCUAUUGUAUUUAACCAGCGAAUAGUGGAUGCAGCCUUGUCCCGCCUUCAGGCAAUGCACAGACGACUGUGCACUGAACUGGAGAAAGAGAAGGAUUUUGAGUUGAAAAUUGCUUUGACACUAAAGGAAAACAUGCUUGAGAUGUGGCGGAUAGAAACUGAGCAGGGAAAAUACGAAAUCCUCCAUGAACAACUUAAAAAAGCUGAGGAGGAGCUCGAGAUGCAAUACCAAGAACGAGCUGAAGUGCGGAUUUGGAAGGAAAAAAUAGCAGCACUGCAAGCAGAAGAAAAUUGGCGGUCUAGAGAAAAAAAAGAAGAGGAGGCCCAGAAAGAAUAUGAAGAAAGGCGUAAAAAAAUGCUUGAAGAUGCCAAAAGGAACCAUGAAAAAGCAGUAUGCUUCCUGAGAAAAAGCAUGGCAAGAAUUCAUGAAAAAAAUGCAAAGGAAGAAGUGAAAACUCAGGAGCAUAUGGAGAGAAGGAUACAAGCUGUGCUUUCCCUGAGAAACAGCAUAACUUCCAAUAGGGAAAAACUCCAAACUCUUCAGGUUUGGAACAAAGCAAUGGCCCUUGAGGCAAAGAAGCAGGAGAUGAAAAUGAGGGAAGCUAUCCUGGCAGAAGGAGGCAAUGUUGCCAAGGAAAUUUUUCUCCAUAAACGACUGCUAGAGCAUGAAAAAGAGAAACAAGCUUCUAGAGAACAGCAAAAAUCAAGAAAAAUUGAGAUUGUAUCUCAAAUUUUGCAAGAAAAAGCUUAUAUUCAAAAGCAGAAAAAAAGUCAGUCCUGUACUAAGGCAAUUAAGGGUGGCGGUAAACUUGAGGAUUCUUCACUGUGGAGAAUGAAAACAUGGCAGUAUAUUGAGAAGACGUGCAAACGUUCAGCUGGAGCAAUAUCACAGUCGUGGUGCUCUCCGUCAGCUUGUUCCUCAGCUGGUGAGAGAACUGCUUCUGUAGGAGAGACUUCUGAAAAAAGACCCCAUGAUGUGCUCUGUGGAAGUGGUGAAGAUGAGAACGAGAGGGACGAGACCCUAGCAGAACCAGAGUUCCCCGGGCUUUGGAGUCAGGAACGUGACUUGCGCAAGAUACCCAAAGAAGCAAUGGAUCCGAAGCAGCUGGCUCCAAGGGUAGAGAAAAAAGACAUUUCUGAGAAAAAAAUGGAGGAAUUCCAAACUGGAAUUUUUCACAAGCAAAUAGUGUCUGGGCGUGAACAUAAGGGAUGUCCUUUCUAUAGUAAACCAAGCUGCAUUCAUUUCCAGGAUUUUGAUGUUGGUCAAAUCUACAAAAAGAAGAUCGUUUUGAUAAAUGCAUCCUACAGUGUUAAUUUCUGCAGACUAGUGGGAAUCAGUGAAUGGCUCAAGGACUUCAUCAGUAUUCAUUUUGACCCACCUGGCAAAAUAUCUGCUGGGAUGUCCUGUGAAAUAGUGGUGACAUUUAAGCCAAUGAUAAAUGAAACUCUGGAAGGGGAAGUCAUGUUUAUGGCACAGACCGGUUCUUUUUCUGUUCCGUUGAAAUGUACGGCCAAGAGAUGCAUUCUGGCACUAGAUAAAGAGCUCAUUGACUUUGGGAGCCAUGUGGUGGGAGAGACAAUUUCACGGACCAUCAACCUGACAAACAGCGGAGCUUUGGGAACAAGAUUCAAAGUUCAGACGUCAGCAGGUGACAGCAGUACAUGCAGAGCAACAGCAAAAUCUUCUCCUGGAAGAACGCUUACUCAACACUUCAGUGACUGCAUCCCUGAAAAGAAAGUCAGCAAUAGUCCUGUGACAUCUGUAGUUGAAAAGAAGGAAGAAAUUUCUCCUGACCAUAGUGCAGAAAUGACCUCCUGUGUAGCCCGGGGGGAGCAGCAGAGGACGGAGCCGAGCCUGAGCAGUGGUUCCGCGGAACAACUUGGUCAAGAUGUAUUAAAUUCCAGAUCAGAUCUCGAUACAGACAAUGCGCACGAUUUAGUGAAACUUUCUCCUGAAGAAACACCCGUUGAAAUUAUGCUUGGAAAGGUUACUGAAGGUGAAAUUGGACCCUUCAGCUCAGUCAGACUUCAGAUUAUAUUUGUCCCAGCCGUCCCUGGGGAUGUGCGGGCAGAGUUUGUGAUCGUGUUUGACAACUCGGACUGCAAACCAAAUCCUGUAUUAGAAACAGGAGAAGGAGUUUCUACUGAUGUGCCGGUUUGGGUGCCCAGUCCCAACAUUGAUUUAAAGAUCUGUAUGUAUGACGGACUGUAUCAGGAUUGCAUUGUCGUUCAAAGCAGAGCAAAAGCCACGCUGCGUUUGAAGUUUGAAGUAUGCAAAGAAUUGCGUAAGCACAUGGAGCUGCUGCCAAAAACAGGUUACAUUCAAGCGCAGUCAUCCUUCAGUGUGCAGUUGAAGUUUCUGCCCAGGCACUCCCUUCCUGAAGAUGCAGGGAGCUAUUUUAAUGAAGAGACCGGAGUUCUGGAAGUUCCAGUGACGAUACUGAUUGUGGAUAAGGCUAAAAAGGUUAAUUUUACUGUCCAUGCAAUUGUUACUACUUCUGAUUUGGAAAUCAGUCCAGCACAAAUCAAUUUUGGAUACUGCACAAUCUAUGAAGCUGUGCAGGCAAAUGUCACGCUAACAAACAAAUCCAUCUUGCCACAAGAGUUUGGGUUUGUGGGACUUCCAGAGCUUGUUGAAAUUCAGCCCAAUGACGGAUUUGGAAUUCUUCUUCCCCUUGAAAGCCUGACACUGGACAUAAUCUUUAAAGCUAACAAGGCAAAAGAGUACAGCUUUGAACUGACCUGCAAGUCAGAGAUUAAUAGACAAUUCAAGCUGUCAUGCAAAGCAGUUGGAGUCCACCCACCUCUUGAAUUGUCUCAUUCCUUAGUUCGGUUUGCUGCAACAGCUUUAAAUGGUGUGUCUGCAGCAACGCUGUAUGUGAUGAAUCCCCAUGUGAGUGUCAACCACUUUACUCAUGCUGUCCCAAGAACUGGCGAUGGGGAAGUUGCCCCUGUCGGACCCGCUUCCUUUGAAUUCUGUGUGCCAGAGGACUGCCCGGUGACAGUUACACCUUCUGUUGGAACUGUGUUGCCUGGGAAGAAAAGCUUGAUUCAAGUGUCCUUCAGACCAACAUUGUCAGAUCAGCUAAUCAGAGAAGAGCCAGUUCGGAGGCUUUGCAGAGCAGCUGCGACAGGGGCAGAAAUACAAGAAAGGAAGAAAGAUGAAAAGAGAGAGGGAAAGAAACUAAGCAUUUCCAUUACCAGACAGCAGUCUUCCAGACAGCUUGUAAGGGAUGGAGACAGUAAAUACCUGGCUUCUCUACAUAGUUCUGAACAACCCAAAUCCAAAGAGUUAAAGCCUGAUUCUGAUGCUUAUGUGGCAGCCCAGGCUUUCCUGAUGAGGAAUUUCCGUGGGAGGUUUGAAAAAUAUAUCAUACCAUGCUUUGUUGCAAGUGGCCAUAUCGAUGAAAAGAAAGGCUCUGAAAACCUAAGCUGCAGCCCUUCCAACACUCUGUAUUUGGAGAUGCACUGUCCGGCUGUAGCACCAUCUGUUGUGGUCACUUCAGAUAAUGGAAAAACCACAGUCAAUUUUGGUGAUGUUGCAGUAGGCCACAGAAUGAUUAAGAGAAUUACAAUACAAAAUAUCUCACCAGAGAAGCUGGAACUAGGAUUCUCAGUUCUGAAUCCCAGCGGUCCCUUCCUGUUGGUCAGACCAGUUCGAAUGCUUGAGCCAGGUGAAAAUAAAACCCUCAUCAUCUCUUUUUCUCCAAAUGAGAAUAAAUGGUUUUUUGAAAUGCUGGACAUCUGGGCGGCAAAAACCAAUCUAACCCUAAGCCUCACUGGUCGUGGGGUGAUGCCAUCAAUUGUUUGCUCUGUGGAAGAAGUACUCGAUAUGGGAUAUGUCAUAGCCAGAGAGAAGGUGACUUCCACGUUCAAGAUACAGAACACUUCGGCACUGACCCUGCGAUACUCCAUACAACUAGAUUCGCUUUCACCAACAAGGGACAAAGAUCGGCAGAGACUUCCAUCCUUUCUUACGUCCCCUUUGCAAAGAACAGAGUUUGUUGGAACACAGAACUAUAAUGGCUUGAGUGUGUUCAGCAUCUUUCCAACAGAAGGAGAAAUUGUUGCUGGGAAGAGUCAGGAUUUUAUUGUUACUUUCAGUCCUGAUCAUGAAAGUCUGUACUACUCUGACCGUCUCAAGGUUGUGCUCUUUGGCAAGAAAGUAGCCCGCGUGAUCCACCUAAAGGGUGCAGCGAGAGAUCAUCCAAUGUUUGUGGAAGGGGGAGUUCCGCUAGAUGUGCCGAUCGAGUCCUUGGCUGUCCCGUUGCCUGUGUCAUCGCAGCAAGCGCUGCAAGCAGAGCCUCAAGAACCAGUGAAGUCCAUUCUCCUCAUUCUGGAGUACAUCGAGGGAGAGAGUUCUCCAGUGCCAGCAAUGACAGAACUGAAAGUCGGAGCUAUACGGACUGCUCAGUUUGCAUCGAAGAAGAACAUGGAGUUCAGUUUUGAUAGCCUGCCACUCCUGCAGCAGAAGGGAUUCACUGUUGGAGCUGAGAAGGGAACGGUUGAGCCUGGUCAAGUAAAAUGUAUCGGUGUUUCGUGGGUGCCACCUGCCGACGUCCCUGCCGAUGACCCUCUGCUUGUGACAGCCCUCCUGACCUUAAAAGGUGACAUUAAGGAAUCUUACCGCAUCCUCUUCAUGGCAAAAGUUGUGUCUGCAUAUGCUCCCACUAAGUGA
Molecule: messenger RNA, 4827 nt
Organism: Nipponia nippon (crested ibis)
Lineage: Eukaryota; Metazoa; Chordata; Aves; Pelecaniformes; Threskiornithidae
Source: RefSeq, a predicted model, not a curated record